This is a messenger RNA of Diprion similis, 3609 nucleotides long. RefSeq names its product IQ motif and SEC7 domain-containing protein 1 (gene siz). The transcript has 7 exons. Gene Ontology annotation, biological process: actin cytoskeleton organization; regulation of ARF protein signal transduction. The coding region runs from base 309 to 3476 and encodes 1055 amino acids. The record is from RefSeq and is a predicted model, not a curated record. NCBI's taxonomy places the organism in Eukaryota, Metazoa, Arthropoda, Insecta, Hymenoptera, Diprionidae. Gene Ontology annotation, molecular function: guanyl-nucleotide exchange factor activity.
UGGUUUUAGAGGUAAGCACUAACAAGCAGCAGCCAGCGGGUACCGGAUUACAAGAUGGCGAGCGUGUGUCGAGACUCGUCCGCGUCGUGAGUUUAUCUGCGACGGCGUGGAUCGCUAUCAGCGAAGAAAAAACAGCGUCGAGUUGAUUGCUACCUGCGGGUGAUGUAAGACAUGUUAUGGCAAUAAUCGCACGCUCGUGGCUGGAAUUGGGUGAAGUGAGAACGGGCCGAUAAACGCUUGUUCAAAGUCAGAAAUACAGAGUGUAUAGUAAGCAACGUACCCCCGCGGUGUGUGAAAACAAACAAACAAUGAGCGACGUGACGAGCAUCGGCGACCCGGGAGGGUUUCCGGAUACCGACCUCGAGGCGAUGCUCGAGGAAAAGAACCAGCUAAUCGCGAGACAAUAUGCAGAAAUAGAAAGGAUUCAGCACGAGCUUACGGACAUCAUCGGUGAACGCGACGCGUUGUUGUGCGAAGUGUCAAAACUCAAGUUUGAACUGGAGAUGGCUGAUUUGAAACGCCUACAGGAUGACAGUUUUCCACAAAAAAUGGAUAGACCAUCGCACAGCGCCAGUCUUGGGCAAGUUCAUGGUGCGGGUUCCCACGGGAUGUAUUCUACCGGAAGUCAGUCGGCGCUCUCUACUUCGUACAUCACAGGACAGUCGUACAUCCAGGGCCAGAAUUAUAUUCACACGUCGUACCCGGCAUCAACGACCCAAGCAUUUCCACAUGCUGGAUACUCGCAACCGCAAAGCUACGGUGCUAUGGUCCAAGGCUAUGGUGGGCAACCUCAGUCAUCUUAUCAGCAGCCACUGCAUAAAAAGGGCUCCGUCAGAAAUGGCGACGUUCUCAAGCGAUGCAGACUUCAAAACCCGUAUGAGCUCUCCCAAGAUCUGCUGGACAAGCAGAUUGAGAUGCUGGAGCGAAAAUACGGUGGUGUGAAAGCUAGAAACGCAGCACUGACAAUCCAGCGAGCGUUUCGCAGGUAUACACUGCUCAAGAAAUUCGCGGCGAUCACAGCAAUGGCCAAAGCAGAAAAACGACUCAGCAGACGUCUGCAGGAGACAGCUGAGAGGCCAGGGAGCGCCACGGACAACGAGAGAAUCGCCUACCACAGUCAAAUAUACAUACAACAAGUCCAAUCGGCAAACAACCGACCAAUGCCCAUCAGAAGUAUGUCGUUGAGGGAAAGAAGGCACAUUGAGAAUUCUCAAUCGUCCGCUCAUAUACCAAGAAGUCAGAGCGGCCGCUGCGAGAUCCAAGCUGGUCCCACUCAAUCCCCAGCCGUGGGGCACCAUCAGAGUAACCACAACCUGCAUCAGAACAGUCACAACGUGCAUCAACUUGGCCGUCACACGCCUUCGCUGAUGCCUAGCCCUUGCGGAAGACAUCAACCUCCUCCGAGCCCGUGUUGGGACUCGAGUUCACAAGGAAGCGGGUCCAGCAUCCAUUACUACAACCCUCAGGAAGCCCUGUGCGGAUUGAGACAGGAUACGCCGCCUAGAGACAUGCAUAGAACUCCGUGCACGUCUCCAUCGACUCCGCAGAACCUUCAGGCCCCGCCGCCUCAGUCAUGGGGCAACAGUUCCCAGCCAGGAUCUGGGAGCAGAGUCAGGAAUUCGGGGAAAAAAGUACCGCCGGAAGUGCCGAAGAGAACGUCCUCGAUAACUUCCAGGUCUAUGGAGGGAAGGCAUAACGGGCUCAGCAAGAGUGUCGAGAAUGGAAGUCUUAGCUCUGUCCAAAGCUCUGGUAGCGACUCGACAAAUUGCGAAAGUUCCGAGGGUGACGCUCACAGAGGUUCGCCGAUAUGGAAACACAAAGGAAUCUCGAGUUCACCCGAACACCAAGAAUGCGGACACAUAACAGAGAGCAGUGGUCCGAUGAGCAGUAUAAAAGAACUAAGUCAUUCGCACGCCAGCUCCGGUUACCAGCUCCCGUUGAUGGAUCACACCGAAGCACCGCCGCAAACAAGUUACAAAGUUUCGGAGACUGUCAGAAAACGCCAGUACAGAGUGGGGCUGAAUUUGUUCAACAAAAAACCGGAGCGGGGUAUCAGCUACCUGAUCAGGCGAGGCUUUUUGGAAAACAGUCCCCAAGGCGUCGCCAGGUUUCUCAUCAGCAGGAAGGGAUUGUCCAAACAGAUGAUCGGGGAGUACCUUGGAAACCUCCAGAAUUCGUUCAACAUGGCUGUCUUAGAGUGCUUCUCUCACGAACUGGAUCUAUCAGGUAUGCAGGUUGACGUAGCCCUUCGUAAAUUCCAAGCAUAUUUCCGCAUGCCCGGCGAGGCACAGAAAAUCGAACGUCUGAUGGAAAUCUACAGCCAACGGUACUGUCAGUGCAACCCUGACGUAGUCGCUCGUCUACGCUCGCCGGAUACGGUGUUCGUAUUGGCGUUUGCUAUAAUAAUGUUGAACACCGAUUUGCACACGCCAAACUUGAAACCCGAGCGAAGAAUGAGACUCGAUGAUUUCAUAAAGAAUCUUCGGGGGAUAGACGACUGCGGAGACAUCGACCGGGACAUACUCGUUGGGAUAUACGAGAGAGUCAAGGCCAACGAGUUCAAACCUGGUUCGGACCAUGUUACCCAAGUGAUGAAGGUCCAGGCAACGAUCGUUGGCAAAAAACCAAACAUGGCUCUGCCGCAUCGUAGACUAGUCUGCUACUGCAGGCUGUACGAAAUACCAGAUAUCCACAAGAAGGAAAGACCUGGCGUUCAUCAGAGAGAAGUAUUCCUCUUCAACGAUCUCCUCGUUGUCACGAAGAUAUUGAGCAAAAAGAAGAGCAGCGUCACUUACACAUUCAGACAGAGUUUCCCACUCUGCGGCAUGGUCGUUACAUUGUUCGAAGUUGCACAUUAUCCUUACGGGAUAAGAUUGUCCCAACGCGUCGACGGUAAGGUGCUUGUGACGUUCAACGCGAGAAACGAACACGACCGAUGCAAGUUUGCGGAGGACUUGAGGGAGUCGAUCAGUGAAAUGGACGAGAUGGAGACACUGAGGAUCGAGACGGAGCUGGAAAGGCAGAAAAGCAGUCGCGGGGCGAGAGGCAGCGCCGAAAAUCGAGACUCCGGUGUUGCAGACGUCGAGGUUUGUCCCUGUCCCGGAACCUGCACCGAAAGAACUGAGGCGGUGGAUCUUGACACGCAGCUGAAGAGGUCCGCGCUGAGUAAUUCUCUGUUGGAUAUCCACGAGCAGUUUGCAGGAGAGAAACCGCAACGGCGUGGAAGCGUUGGCUCGCUGGAUAGCGGUAUGUCUAUUUCUUUUCAAUCUACUUCAGCCAGCUCGAUGAGCCAGGGCGUAAAGAAUCAAAAUCCGGUGCAAGCGCAUCAUCCUGUUCACCCAGGGGCAACUAUCCCUGGGGGUGCUAAGGGUUUGGCUCAGCAGCCAUCUUUUCUAGGAGGUCUUUUCGCCAAACGCGAACGCAAACCGUCGAGAUCUGAAGAUACUGGCCCGUACAGUCGUACUACCGAAGUAUGAACCUUGCAUCUUUGUCCUGUCGAAGGAUCGUACUUUUAAAACACAUCACUUGCUAAAAGCAGGAGUCGAGGCUCGUUCCAACACUUAUAUUCUACACGACAAGUACAUCUUCUGUGGGUUCAGAAUAAUCGGA